This is a messenger RNA of Colossoma macropomum (tambaqui), 1333 nucleotides long. RefSeq names its product ALK and LTK ligand 2-like. The record is from RefSeq and is a predicted model, not a curated record. NCBI's taxonomy places the organism in Eukaryota, Metazoa, Chordata, Actinopteri, Characiformes, Serrasalmidae. Gene Ontology annotation, biological process: positive regulation of ERK5 cascade; positive regulation of ERK1 and ERK2 cascade. Gene Ontology annotation, molecular function: receptor signaling protein tyrosine kinase activator activity; receptor tyrosine kinase binding. The transcript is spliced from 7 exons. Bases 310 to 732 code for a protein of 140 amino acids.
CGGCUUUCAGCGCUCGCGCCCCGGCGACUUUUAGCCCAGUUUGAAAAGAAGAAAAGCAGCGAAACGACCAAAGCAGGACUGAAACCUUUCGGGAAUAAGUUAUUGACUGAGAGGUGCUGGAUUCAAGUGUCCAGGGUCAUGGGCCAUCAGAUCAUACGGGACAGCGUGCAUAAUGGAUUUGUAUUUGGAUUUUUUAUUGCUUUGUUAAUAUUCAGUAAACAAAGGCUGAGGAAUCUGAUCAAUAGUGGUCGAAGUCUCCGUAGCUCUUCCACCGCCGUGUGACUUUGUCUUCGCGACCUGCAUUCAAAGAUGCGCGCGCUGCGGGCUCCUCUCGUGGUGGCGCUCGCGCUGCUAGUACUGUCCCAGCGCAUGAGCGGGCGGCCGAUGGAUGAGAAUGUGGACGAGAGCGCGCGGUGCUGCGACAACCUGCUGGAGCGGAUUACGCAGUCCACCUCGGAGAAAGAGCGCGCGCUGGAGCGCGAGGACGCGCACGGGCACGGGCUGAAGACGGAGAGCGGAGAACAAAUACUCGAAAUCUUCCCCAGAGACCUCAGAAAGAAGGAGAAGUUUUUAAAACACUUAACAGGGCCUCUAUAUUUCAGUCCAAAGUGCAGAAAGCAUGUCUACAGGCUCUACCACAAUACCAGAGACUGCACCAUUCCUGCAUAUUAUAAAAGAUGUGCGCGGCUUCUUACUCGACUGGCAGGGAGCCCGAGGUGCCUAGAAAGCUAACAUCACCAGCAGGUUCAAGCCAAACCAGAGCGACCCGGAGGAGGAGAAAAAAAAAAAGUCAAGUGCCUUUUGGAUAUGAGUAGAGAAUCCAAACCAACACUCAGCAUUCCAUCCAAUCAGCAAAACAUGUCCAAAACAUGGGCUCUGCUGCUCCAGAGGACAGAUGGACAAAGGAACAGAAAAGGGGAAUUCAUGGACACUGGUAGAUGGGAACAGACAAUGGAUAUAGGCCUGCAUGUCCCCAGCUUGAAUGUGUGAAGUAGAAAGGAGCUGUGUGGAUAUUAAGGACAUUAAAUAUGCAUUUAACUCAUGUGGGCCUAAACAACUACCAGAAAAGGGAUUGCCUUGACUUGUCCUUUGUCGUAAUAAGAUAAUGACACAUCUUCGUCAUUUUGCUUUCUGUGACAUACCUUGGUGGGGUUGUACUUCACAUUGUGGCGAAGAAAAAGGUGUUUCAGUCAUCGUCUCUUCUGCUUUCACCUCCGAAAGCCACCCUUAACUUAUUUUUCUGCAUGACACGCUUUCCAUUUCGCCUUUGUGUUUACCAACAAGUGUCAGCAAAACAGGCACAUGUGACAAAGUACCUGAGAAUGUGUAUGAC